Messenger RNA from Scophthalmus maximus (turbot), 882 nucleotides. It is a transcript of the gene b9d1, whose product is annotated as B9 protein domain 1. Gene Ontology annotation, cellular component: MKS complex. The record is from RefSeq and is a predicted model, not a curated record. The transcript has 7 exons. Gene Ontology annotation, biological process: cilium assembly. The coding region runs from base 141 to 770 and encodes 209 amino acids. Lineage: Eukaryota; Metazoa; Chordata; Actinopteri; Pleuronectiformes; Scophthalmidae.
UCAGCUUGGACCUAGCGGGCACCCGUGAGGAGGAGCAAGCGUCGCCCUAGCAACGGAGCGUCGUGAUUCUUCGUAAACUCGGUUGAAAUCGCCGCGAUACAAAAGAGCCAUUCAAGGUUUCGUCUACUAAGCAAGUUGUCAUGGCCACGAGCAACCCGUCUGCGUUUCUUCUCACCGUGAACGGUCAAAUUGAGGGAGCGAACUUUCCAGAGUACGACAACCUCUAUUGCAAAUACUGUUUCGUCCACGGACACGACUGGACUUCCACCUCGGGUCUGGAGGAAGGCAUCACUCAAAUAACCUGUAAAGGCAGUCAGUCUUCACGUAAAUUGAUAUGGAACUUCCCACUGGAAACAACGUUUAAGAGCACCAGCCCAUCUGGAUGGCCUCAGCUUGUGGUGAGUGUGUACGGUCCAGACGUGUUUGGCAACGAUGUCGUCCGAGGCUACGGAGCAACACACAUCCCCUUCACACCGGGACCACAUACGCGAACCAUCCCCAUGUUUGUUCCCGAGUCCACGUGGAGACUUCAGAAAUUCACAAGCUGGCUGCUGGGAAGGCGACCCGAGUACACAGACCCUAAAGUAGUGGCUCAGGGUGAAGGGAGAGAAGUGACGCGGGUUCGGUCCCAAGGCUUCGUCACCGUCUCCUUUCACAUCAUGACUAAAGACAUGAAGAAGCUGGGUUAUGACACGGGACCAGCAAGUCCUGCAAACACCCAGUCGGCCACAUCCGGCUGGUCGACAGAAGAACAACCAAUCAACAUGUAAUGAAAUGAGACUAUGAAAUUGAGUGAGAUUUUAUAACAUAUAUUCAAAAUUUGCAUUUGUUAAACUGUAUUUUUUACUUUUUUUAAAAAUAAACAUUGACUGUAAUUUUCAA